CUUCUCAUAUGAUCCCAUAAUACUCUCAUGUCGGAUGCUUUCACCAGACAUCUUCCGGGUCGACAGAGAGUUCGCCUGUGCUGAGCAGAGCCAGGACUAUUUGCAAAGGAGGGGUCUGCCCUGUUGAGCUCCUCCUGGUGUUGUGAGUGUAGGGUGUGUGUGCACCAUGGCAAGCCUCCUACGUGUUGUGUCAGCCACCUGCUCGGCCCCUUUGUUCAGCGGUGUUUCCUGUGUGAAGCUGCAGAGCGGCGGUGCUAUCAAAUCAUCGGGCCUUCGCUUUUUCAGGACACACCAAGCUCUCGGACGAUGUGCCAGUCCAGGUAUUGCCUACAAACAACUCACAGUCGGUGUACCCAAAGAAAUCUUCCAGAAUGAACGUCGUGUGGCGCUUUCUCCCACUGGUGUCCAGGCGCUCAUCAAACAGGGCUUCAACGUCGUCGUGGAGUCUGGAGCCGGAGAGCCUUCCAAGUUUCCUGAUGAACAGUACGCCCAGGCUGGAGCAACAAUUAAAGACAUUAAAGAUGUCUUGGCAUCUGAUGUGCUGGUUAAGGUUCGUGCUCCCAUUUUCAACCCUGACUUGGGUGUCCAUGAGGUGGAGAUGAUGAAGGACGCCGCCACUUUAAUCAGCUUCAUCUACCCAGCUCAGAACCCCGAGCUGAUGGACAUGUUGUCCCAGAAGAAGGCCACCGUCCUGGCUAUGGACCAGGUGCCCCGAGUCACCAUCGCCCAGGGUUUCGAUGCACUGAGCUCCAUGGCAAACAUCGCAGGAUACAAGGCAGUUGUGCUGGCAGCAAACAACUUUGGUCGCUUUUUCACUGGACAAAUCACAGCAGCUGGGAAAGUGCCACCUGCAAAGGUUCUGAUCAUUGGAGGUGGUGUGGCUGGGUUGGCAGCAGCUGGUUCGGCCAGGGCUAUGGGAGCCAUUGUCAGAGGAUUUGAUACCAGAGCUGCAGCUUUGGAGCAGUUUAAAUCUCUGGGCGCAGAGCCGCUGGAGGUGGACUUUAAGGAGUCAGGAGAGGGUCAGGGAGGCUACGCCAAGGAAAUGUCAAAGGAGUUCAUAGAGGCAGAGAUGAAGCUGUUUGCCAAACAGUGCCAAGAGGUGGACAUUGUCAUCACCACUGCUCUUAUCCCAGGUAAGCGUGCACCCAUUCUGAUCACCAAACCGAUGGUAGAGAGCAUGAAAGAUGGGUCAGUGGUGGUGGACUUGGCUGCUGAGGCUGGAGGAAACAUCGAGACCACAGUACCUGGAGAGCUGUCAGUACACAAGGGAGUGACCCAUAUCGGCUACACAGACCUGCCCAGCCGUUUGCCGACACAGUCCAGCACUCUGUACUCCAACAACAUCACUAAGUUGAUGCGGGCAAUCAGCCCAGACAAGGACAACUUUUACUUCAAUGUGAAGGAAGUGUUUGACUACGGGACCAUGGAUCACGUCGUAAGGGGAUCUGUUGUCAUGCAGAAUGGCCAGAACCUGUUCCCCGCUCCCCAGCCUAACAAUGUGCCGACUGCAGCUCCUCCUAAACCCAAGUCUGUCCAGGAAUUGCAGAAAGAGAAGGCUUCACAAAUCUCCCCCUUCAGGGCUACACUUACUACUGCUGGCAUGUACACUGGAGGUGCCGCCACCCUGCUGGGUCUGGGUCUGUCAGCUCCCAACGCUGCCUUCACUCAGAUCGUCACCACCUUCGGUCUGGCUGGCAUUGUGGGAUACCACACAGUGUGGGGAGUCACUCCUGCUCUGCACUCCCCACUCAUGUCUGUCACCAACGCUAUCUCAGGUCUGACGGCUGUGGGUGGUCUGUCCCUGAUGGGAGGUGGCUACACCCCAACAACUACUGCUGAGACACUGGCUGUGCUGGCUGCCUUCAUCUCCUCGGUCAACAUUGCUGGUGGUUUCCUGGUGACUAAGAAGAUGUUGGACAUGUUUAAGCGUCCCACUGAUCCUCCAGAGCAUAACUACCUUUAUCUGCUUCCUGGUGGUGUCUUUGUCGGUGGCUACGCUGCUGCUCUGCAGUCUGGAUACAACAUUGAACAGAUGAUGUAUUUGGGCUCAGGUCUGUGCUGUGUUGGUGCCCUGGCUGGCCUUUCCAACCAGUCCACCGCCCGUCUGGGUAACGCUUUGGGUAUGAUGGGAGUCGCAGGGGGGAUCGUUGCCACUCUGGGUGCCCUCAAACCGAGUCCUGAGCUCCUGGCACAGAUGAGUGCAGCCAUGGCUGUAGGCGGUACUGCUGGCCUGGCCAUUGCUAAGAAGAUCCAGAUCACCGACCUGCCCCAGCUGGUGGCUGCCUUCCACAGCUUGGUGGGGCUGGCUGCCGUGCUCACCUGUGUGGCCGAAUACAUGAUCGAGUACCCGCACUUCGCCACAGACCCUGCGGCCAACCUCACUAAGAUAGUCGCGUACCUUGGCACCUUCAUCGGUGGAGUCACUUUCAGUGGCUCUUUGGUGGCAUAUGGCAAACUGCAAGGUAUUCUGAACAGUGCUCCCCUGAUGCUCCCUGCUCGUCACGCUCUGAAUGGCACUCUUAUGGCCGGCAGUAUUGGUGGAAUGAUUCCCUUCAUGCUGGAUCCCAGUUACACUACAGGCCUCACCUGUCUGGGAUCGGUCUCUGCUCUCUCCGCUGUCAUGGGUGUAACCUUGACAGCUGCUAUUGGGGGCGCUGACAUGCCGGUGGUAAUCACCGUACUGAACAGUUACUCCGGCUGGGCCCUGUGUGCUGAGGGCUUCCUGCUCAAUAACAACCUGCUGACCAUCGUCGGAGCUCUCAUUGGCUCCUCCGGAGCCAUUUUGUCAUAUAUUAUGUGUGUGGCCAUGAACCGUUCACUGGCUAACGUGAUCUUGGGAGGUUACGGCACGUCUUCCACCGGUACAGGAAAGCCCAUGGAGAUCACGGGGACACACACAGAGGUCAACGUGGAUCAGACCGUCGACAUGAUUAAAGAUGCCCAGAGCAUAAUCAUCACUCCAGGUUAUGGACUCUGUGCGGCAAAGGCCCAGUACCCCAUCGCUGAGUUGGUGAAAAUGCUUAAAGAUGCUGGCAAGAAAGUCAGGUUUGGUAUUCACCCUGUGGCUGGCCGUAUGCCUGGUCAGCUCAAUGUGCUGUUGGCUGAAGCAGGUGUCCCAUAUGAUAUUGUCCUGGAAAUGGAGGAAAUUAAUGAAGACUUUGCCGAAACCGACCUGGUCCUGGUGAUCGGUGCCAAUGACACAGUGAACUCAGCCUCCCAGGAAGAUCCUAACUCUAUCAUUGCUGGUAUGCCUGUUCUGGAGGUCUGGAAGUCUAAGCAGGUGGUUGUGAUGAAACGUUCUCUGGGUGUCGGAUACGCAGCUGUUGACAACCCCAUCUUCUACAAGCCCAACACUGCGAUGUUGCUAGGCGACGCCAAGAAGACUUGUGAUGCCCUGCAAGCCAAGGUCCGCGAGUCCCAGAGCCAGUAAGGCGGACACCUCCACUUAGAGCACACAUGGAGCGAGGAAGGUCGAAGACAAUGAAAGUUUUUCCAAAAAUAUCUCCACAUUAAGAUGAUCUUUGUCCGAUUGUGACUCAGCCAAUUAAGUAAAGAUGAUUUCAAAAUGUUUUUGGCACACCCUUCCUAUCAUCUAUGAAUAAAAGAAAUACAAAUUAAAUAAAAAAAAAGCCCUUGUGCAGUAGGAUCCAAGCAAUGCAGAUAUUGUAGUUCUUCUAUUAGUGCUUCCACUGUAGUGAUGUACUUAGAUCCAGAUUUACAGGCAUGUCUUUUAUUUCUAGAUAAUAAAUGAAGGGUUUGUCAACAAAUGCAUGUGGUCUGUGUAAUCUGGGCAGCAACCGACAGUGUCAUCUUCAUUAUAGACACCUAUAUUACUGUAAAACAACAAUGAAAUGUAGAUGCAUUAUGUUGUUUAAUAUGUUAAAAUUCGCUAUUAAGAUAUUUUAGGAAAUAGUCAAUAGUUGAAAGAAAAUUUGAGAUGAAUUGGAAUUAAAAAGAAACAAAAGCUGAGAUAUAAAGGUGAAAACCAGAAGAAAGAUAUAAGAGACUAAAGCACUCAUGUUUUUUCACACUGUUAGGUGUUUUCUCCGUUUUCUCCAGAGAUUCCCUUUAUUAUUGUAAGGUAAUUUGCUGUUCCCUUUGAUAGAUUUAUUCGCUCAAAUGCUAAUGUCACACCUUAUUUUUCUGUACAAGUAAGAAGAAAAAAAGCAGGAUAGUGCACCAUUUUUGUAAAGUUCUUUCAGUUCCAGUUUUUACGGUAUUGAGAGAUUUUUGUAUUCGGUCUAAUUACUAUUAUAAACCUAGAAAAUCUCGUUUUAGAAGCCAUAGCUGACUAUAGAAAUCUAGUUAUGCUAUUUUCUUUUUUUAAUUUCACUCGUGACCUCCACCUAUGCCUCUAGUGCAGCAAUCACACAUGGAUCCCAAAACAUUAAAGAUCCAUUCAAACCUCGUCUAUCAAGCAUUUAAGGCAAUCAACCAAAUGGAUCUGACCUUUUUUUUUUUUAAGUGUGAGACCACAGCUGUCAUGUAACGCUAGUAAAGACUGUAACUACUCCCACAAACAGACACUCUGAUAGCUGAAUGGAUUUUAUGAUGUUUUUGAACCAGGUGCAUCACAUCAUCCUGUGUGGUUCUGAUGCUACAGUACACGUGCUCUGAGACUAGCCUUUGGUCUUUACGAUAAAGGAGGGUGUUUUUUUCUUUCUUUUUUAAGUGAAGGUGGCUCCAUCCACUCCAAUAUGUGAGUCCUCAUUAUUUUUCUGGAGGGAAAUGAAGGAUCACUGUUUGUAAACUAGGGCCAGAUGUUAACCUGGCUGUUUUGUAAAGAGUCUAAAGCAACAUUGCAUUCAAUUAGUCACGACAUUCAGAAUACAUGAAUUGUUCAACGUUAUUAUCCAUUUCUAAAUUAAUCUUGUCCCUUUUUUUCCUUUGCCAUAAACAUAAACUUGUGCCAAAACCUCCCCUUUUAAACUCAAUCUGGAUAGAUUGGGCACAACUAUAGAUGGACUGGUUGCUGUUAAACCACUUAAUUAUUGAAAGUAAUUCUUGAAAGAUCACUGACAAAAUGACAGUAGCUCCCACUCUACACCUAACUAACCAAUAACUAUAUCACCAGAAACCUAGUCCAUCGGGUUUUAAUUUUUGACUAAGGUUGGAUUGCUGCCAUCCUCACUUCACCUUCCACAGUUUUGAUGGUCCUGAUACAGUAGAUCUAGAAUUAGUGAGAAGUUUUCCUGGUACAAGGUUUGAGGAACAAUAGGUCACGAGGUGACAGGGCAGCAGUUUUCAUUACUUUUAAAAUCUAUAAUAAGUACUGUAAGAAGUUAGUUGUUAUAGUUUUGUCCUUGGACCUGAUACGUUGACCAUGACAACUAUCCUACCUCUCCAUAAAUGACCAAUAACUUUCCAGAGGACCCUCAUCUGACCAAUAACCCUUGACUGAAAUGACCAGAGGAUGUCCACCAGACCAUCAGUCAGCUCUCAUAUAUCCUAAGCCUGACCAAUUGCCUUCUGUUUUGUGUUCACAUUGUGUUUUUUAACCAUUAGACCUCAGUUUGCCGCUGGCUAGUUGACUGUAUGUUAUGCAAGUGUAGAGCUGCAGAUGUCAUUGGUGCUCAAGAGGGGUUAUUGUUCUUCCACGUCAAUUUACACAAUUGCAGUCAUUAGGGACUAUUAGAUUGAGAUGUUUGCUUAACAUUUGUGGUUUGUUGCUGUUUUUGAGGUAUUGAUCAAAUUAAGGGAGAUAAAAAAUAGUAAUAGUUUUGCUAAUGUGCCCCUUAUCUUUUUUCGCCUUCUUAAGGAAAGUAUUUUUGUAAAGAGGCACCAUAUUUGUGCAGAGCAACAAUGGGGUUUUUGAAGUUGACAGUGUUUCAGGGCACCAUGUUAGGUUGAUGAAAUGAUGAAAUGUACUGUGAAUGUUUUUCCCUGUUGUUUCUCAUGGAACAUUUUCAUCCCUAAUAAACUUGUAUUUACACUAGA
This is a messenger RNA of Sander lucioperca (pikeperch), 5937 nucleotides long. RefSeq names its product NAD(P) transhydrogenase, mitochondrial-like. Bases 167 to 3430 code for a protein of 1087 amino acids. Gene Ontology annotation, molecular function: NAD binding; NADP binding. NCBI's taxonomy places the organism in Eukaryota, Metazoa, Chordata, Actinopteri, Perciformes, Percidae. Gene Ontology annotation, cellular component: mitochondrial inner membrane. The record is from RefSeq and is a predicted model, not a curated record. Gene Ontology annotation, biological process: NADPH regeneration; proton transmembrane transport. The transcript is spliced from 22 exons.